AUGGUUGGUGAUUCCACAGCUGGGCACUAUGUUCGAGAAAAAUGGCUGGUUAACAAGAAACAGAUAUGUGUAGAUGAAGGGCCGACUAAUUCAGACAGCCGCUAUUCUCAAGAAGUUUCUUUGAUGCCCGGGGGGCAAGUUGCUGAUGAUAAAUCUUGGUUAUCGGAUAGUCAUGACUUGAUGUUUGGGCGAACCGUCAAACGAUCAGCAGUCUACAAUGAUACACAUCGACUUGGUGUUGUUUGUUUCACGAAUCCUUACACACUCAGUCCAGAAGAUAUGGGUACUUGUCAAUAUCAUGUUGAUCCAAGUUUUCAGUUCGGUUCUAUGAUUUUUAGUAAAGGUGAUAAAGGACAGCUUGUGAAAUACCCAUCAUCCAUUCUGAAUAUAAGUGGGUUCAACAAGAUUGAUGAUAACCAAUGGCAGCUUCAUACAUUCAUGGUGAACAUAGAAAAAAUGUUUGAUGUUUUGAAUAGAGACAUGGAUGCCGGAGAAGGCAUUGCACUCGAGAUUAUGCCAAACUUUUUGGGUCUACACCAAAAGAGGAUUAGAGCAUUUUAUGUUGAAAAGAUAGUGGCCAAAAAGGAUGAUGAUGUGAAGUCGAAGGUUGAUGUGAAUAGUGAUCGCAACAAAGAUAAUCAUUUAAAGAAGGAUGACAAGUUGGAAAAGGGUCAAGCAGAGCUAAAAUUUGUUAAGCCGAUUGAAGAGCAACAGAUUCAAUCGCAGUUAAAAAGUGAACAAAUGGUUCAUGCGACAUUAAGUGAGAUCAAUUUGGCAUCAACAAUCAGCAAAGAAAAGAGCUGCAAGCAGGCCGGUUCUAAUACAAUUAGUGGUUCUGCCAUCUCUUGCCCAGUUUUCAUACAGUUUUGCAGUCAACCUGAGGUAAGAUGUGACCAGCCAAUUACUUUUCCAUUGAUUGUGCAAGGUCAAGAUUUGUUAGCAGUGAUUGACAAGGAAGGUGCCAAGGAAAAUGGUUCUGAUAUAGUCAGUCGACACUUGUCAACAGUUACAAGGGAGGUCAAGAACAAAGUUGUUCCUGGUAUUAAACUUCAAGAUGAUGAGAAGCAAAACGUGAACAGUGCUUCUAGUUCUCCUACUUCAGAUGGACGGUUCAGUCCAAAAUCGGGCCUUAGUGUUAACAUGGCUCAAGAACAGAAGAAUCGUAGAAGUUAA
Oldenlandia corymbosa var. corymbosa is the source of this 1173-nucleotide messenger RNA. Lineage: Eukaryota; Viridiplantae; Streptophyta; Magnoliopsida; Gentianales; Rubiaceae. The record is from the annotation of a GenBank genome assembly.